AUGACAUUCAGUCGAUGUUGUACACAAACGAAAACACUUGAUGUAACGGCGCUCAAGUGCGCGGCUGCAUCUCUUUGGAACUACAAUCUGUGGUCCAGCGCUCUAACGACUCUGCGAACAGUGCAGGUUGUUUCAGCUGGCUACAGUGUUUUAGAUGCAUUCCGUGCAAGGUUAGCUCACUACUUCGUUCCGGUUGUCAAGAAAGGAUUCGAUUCGACAUUGAUAUGGCGCUGGCUCGCCGAUGUUUUCAUGAAUUUAGACGCUGCAAUCGAAAUGACAACGAAGAAUGAUGAUUUGACGACCUUUCUACGGAGAUUCCACUGGGGCAAUGAGGAAAGAAAACAGGAAAAAAACAAUUUAACAGCUGAGUGGAUCAAGAAACAUCAUCCGGAAUUUGUUCGAAAUAUAAGAAAAGAAUUGCGUCGGCAAGCACAACUUCGAAGGAUGUUAAAAACGCUAAAUAAAAUUGGUCUGGAAUAA
Molecule: messenger RNA, 480 nt
Organism: Gongylonema pulchrum
Lineage: Eukaryota; Metazoa; Nematoda; Chromadorea; Rhabditida; Gongylonematidae
Source: the annotation of a GenBank genome assembly